Staurois parvus is the source of this 369-nucleotide messenger RNA. Lineage: Eukaryota; Metazoa; Chordata; Amphibia; Anura; Ranidae. The record is from the annotation of a GenBank genome assembly.
GAUAUAGUGAAUGCAGGUUCCUGGGAGACCAGAUAUAGUGAAAUGCAGGGUCUGGGGAGACUAGCUAUAGUGAAUGCAGGGUCCUGAGAGACCGGAUAUAGUGAAUGCAGGGUCCGGGGAGACCAGAUAUAAUGAAUGCAGGGUCCGGGGAGACCAAAUAUAGUGAAAUCAGGGGUCCGGGGAGACCAGAUAUAGUGAAUGCAGGUCCGGGGAGACCGGAUGUAGUGAAUGCAGGGUCCGGGGGAGACCAUAUAUAGUGAAUGCAGGGUCCUGGGAGACCGUGAUAUAGUGAAUACAGGGUCCUGGGAGACCAUAUAUAGUGAAUGCAGGGUCCUGGGAGACCAGAUAUAGUGAAUGCAGGGUCCUAGG